GACCCCCCUCUGCCCAGCGUCACCCUCCGUCUCCGGUGAGCGAUGGAGGGAGACCCCACCCUGCAGCUCCGCAUCUUCGACCUCAACUGCUGGGCCAUCCGCUACCUGAGCAAGCGGCGGCAGGAGCGUGUCCGGCUCAUCGGGGACAUGCUGCGCCGGGAGGAAUUCGACCUGGUGCUUCUCCAGGAGGUGUGGAGCGAGCAGGACUACGGUGACCUGAAGGUGAAGCUGGGACGCUGCUACCCCUUCUCCCAUUACUUCCGCAGUGGGGUGAUCGGCAGCGGCCUCUGCGUCUUCUCCAGGUUCCCCAUCCUGGACACCCUUCUCUACCAGUACUCGCUGAAUGGGUACCCCUACAUGCUCCAGCACGGGGACUGGUUCUGUGGUAAAUCCGUCGGCCUCGUUGUCAUUAAGAUCUCUGGGAUCAUCUUCAACGUCUAC
Molecule: messenger RNA, 441 nt
Organism: Antrostomus carolinensis (chuck-will's-widow)
Lineage: Eukaryota; Metazoa; Chordata; Aves; Caprimulgiformes; Caprimulgidae
Gene: SMPD2
Product: sphingomyelin phosphodiesterase 2
Exons: 5
Molecular function (GO): sphingomyelin phosphodiesterase activity
Source: RefSeq, a predicted model, not a curated record